This is a messenger RNA of Bubalus bubalis (water buffalo), 2429 nucleotides long. It is a transcript of the gene P4HB, whose product is annotated as prolyl 4-hydroxylase subunit beta. The record is from RefSeq and is a predicted model, not a curated record. Bases 64 to 1596 code for a protein of 510 amino acids. Gene Ontology annotation, molecular function: protein disulfide isomerase activity. NCBI's taxonomy places the organism in Eukaryota, Metazoa, Chordata, Mammalia, Artiodactyla, Bovidae. Gene Ontology annotation, biological process: protein folding; response to endoplasmic reticulum stress. The transcript has 11 exons. Gene Ontology annotation, cellular component: endoplasmic reticulum; external side of plasma membrane.
GGCGCGCGCUCUCGUGGCCUGCUGUCCUGGCGGCGCCAACUGAAGCGCCGCGUCUGUGCCGACAUGCUGCGCCGCGCUCUGCUCUGCCUGGCCCUGACCGCGCUAUUCCGCGCGGGUGCCGGCGCCCCCGACGAGGAGGACCACGUCCUGGUGCUCCAUAAGGGCAACUUCGACGAGGCGCUGGCGGCCCACAAGUACCUGCUGGUGGAGUUCUACGCCCCAUGGUGCGGCCACUGCAAGGCUCUGGCCCCGGAGUAUGCCAAAGCAGCUGGGAAGCUGAAGGCAGAAGGUUCUGAGAUCAGACUGGCCAAGGUGGAUGCCACUGAAGAGUCUGACCUGGCCCAGCAGUAUGGUGUCCGAGGCUACCCCACCAUCAAGUUCUUCAAGAAUGGAGACACAGCUUCCCCCAAAGAGUACACAGCUGGCCGAGAAGCGGAUGAUAUCGUGAACUGGCUGAAGAAGCGCACGGGCCCCGCUGCCAGCACGCUGUCCGACGGGGCUGCUGCAGAGGCCUUGGUGGAGUCCAGUGAGGUGGCCGUCAUUGGCUUCUUCAAGGACGUGGAGUCGGACUCCGCAAAGCAGUUCUUGUUGGCAGCAGAGGCCAUUGAUGACAUCCCCUUUGGGAUCACAUCUAACAGCGAUGUGUUCUCCAAAUACCAGCUGGACAAGGAUGGGGUUGUCCUCUUUAAGAAGUUUGAUGAAGGCCGGAACAACUUUGAGGGGGAGGUCACCAAGGAGAAGCUUCUGGACUUCAUCAAGCACAACCAGUUGCCCCUGGUCAUCGAGUUCACCGAGCAGACAGCCCCGAAGAUCUUCGGAGGGGAAAUCAAGACUCACAUCCUGCUGUUCCUGCCGAAAAGCGUGUCUGACUAUGAGGGCAAGCUGAGCAACUUCAAAAAAGCGGCUGAGAGCUUCAAGGGCAAGAUCCUGUUUAUCUUCAUCGACAGCGACCACACUGACAACCAGCGCAUCCUGGAAUUCUUCGGCCUAAAGAAAGAGGAGUGCCCGGCCGUGCGCCUCAUCACGCUGGAGGAGGAGAUGACCAAAUAUAAGCCAGAGUCAGAUGAGCUGACGGCAGAGAAGAUCACCGAGUUCUGCCACCGCUUCCUGGAGGGCAAGAUUAAGCCCCACCUGAUGAGCCAGGAGCUGCCUGACGACUGGGACAAGCAGCCUGUCAAAGUGCUGGUUGGGAAGAACUUUGAAGAGGUCGCUUUUGAUGAGAAAAAGAACGUCUUUGUAGAGUUCUAUGCCCCGUGGUGCGGUCACUGCAAGCAGCUGGCCCCUAUCUGGGAUAAGCUGGGAGAGACGUACAAGGACCACGAGAACAUAGUCAUCGCCAAGAUGGACUCCACGGCCAACGAGGUGGAGGCGGUGAAAGUGCACAGCUUCCCCACGCUCAAGUUCUUCCCCGCCAGCGCCGACAGGACGGUCAUCGACUACAACGGGGAGCGGACACUGGAUGGUUUUAAGAAGUUCCUGGAGAGUGGUGGCCAGGAUGGGGCCGGAGAUGAUGAUGAUCUAGAAGAUCUUGAAGAAGCAGAAGAGCCUGAUCUGGAGGAAGAUGAUGAUCAAAAAGCUGUGAAAGAUGAACUGUAACGCAGAGAGCCAGACCUGGGCACCAAACCCGGCACCUCCCAGUGGGCUGCACACCCAGCAGCACAGCCUCCAGACGCCCGCAGACCUUCCCGGCGAGGGAGCGUCGAUCGGAAAUGCAGGGAACUUUUCUGAAGCCACACUUCACUCUACCACACGUGCAAAUCUAAACCCGUCUUCCUUUGCUUUUCAACUUUUGGAAAAGGGUUUAUUUCCAGGCCAGCCCAGCCCAGCCCAUCUUGGUGGGCCUUUUUUUUUAAAUCGUGAUGUACUUUUUUUGUACAUGGUUUUGUCCAGAGUGCUCGCUAAAAUGUUUUGGACUCUCACGCUGGCAAUGUCUCUCAUUCCUGUUAGGUUUAUACUAUCACUUUAAAAAAAUCCCGUCUGUGGGAUUUUUAGACAUUUUUGGACGUCAGGGUGUGUGCUCCACCUUGGCCAGGCCUCCCUGGGACUCCUGCCCUCUGUGGGGCAGAACCAGGCAAGGCUGGACGGGUCCCUCACCUCAUGCGGUAUUGCCAUGGUGGGGCAUGGCUCCUGCAUCAUUUGAUUAAAUGGAGACUUUCCGGGCUCUGUCACAGGCCGCUCCCCCACCAUGAGUGGAGGGUGUGGCUGGGCCCAGGACAAGCCCAGCAGCCCCCUCCCCCAAGCCAGGGUCCUUAUUGCUCUGUGCUGUCCAGGGUGGCCUGAGGCCUGCGCCAGGCAGAACCGGGACCCUUCGUUUCCAGGCUGGGAGACAGCCAAGGAUGCUUGAGCUGAAUCACAUGUUGACAGUUCUUCAGGCAUUUCUACCACAAUAUUGGAAUUGGACACAUUGGCCAAAUAAAGUUAAAAUUUUC